Molecule: messenger RNA, 963 nt
Organism: Hevea brasiliensis (rubber tree)
Lineage: Eukaryota; Viridiplantae; Streptophyta; Magnoliopsida; Malpighiales; Euphorbiaceae
Product: probable ribosome biogenesis protein RLP24
Exons: 5
Coding region: 187-693 (168 amino acids)
Biological process (GO): ribosomal large subunit biogenesis
Cellular component (GO): nucleolus
Source: RefSeq, a predicted model, not a curated record
AUACAUACUGUUUUGGGCCUGUGUGCAGGAUAUUUGGUCGGAGUACAACACCCAAGACUAUCUCUGUCUACAAUCGACUUUGUAAGCCCAUUUCUUCCUUAAACCCUAAAAUCACAGUUCACAGCCCUGGAUGCCGUAAACAGGCAAACCCUAACUUAAAUCAGGGUUCUCUAAGCCCGGGGCGCAAUGAGAUUAGAGAAGUGUUGGUUCUGCUCCUCUACUGUAUACCCGGGACAUGGUAUACAGUUUGUCCGUAAUGAUGCCAAGAUUUUUCGAUUUUGUAGAUCCAAAUGCCACAAAAACUUUAAAAUGAAGAGAAACCCCCGCAAGGUAAAAUGGACCAAGGCCUACCGGCGUUUGCAUGGAAAGGACAUGACACAGGAUUCAACCUUUGAGUUUGAGAGAAAGAGGAAUAGGCCUGAGAGAUAUGAUAGGAAUCUUGCUGAGAAUACUCUGAAGGCUAUUAAGAAGAUUGAUAAAGUCAGAUCUAACAGGGAAGCCAAACACAUUGAAAAGAGGAUGAAGGUCAAGAAAAGCAAGGAGCGGAGAGAGGCGGCAAAGGAAUUGGAGCAGAGUAUCCACUUGGUCAAACCUCCUUCAGUUCUUGCUCAAGAUCCAUCUCUCACAUUGCCCAAGAUCAAGGUCAAGGUCUCCCAACAGCAAACAGAGGAAAACCAUGCAAUGGAGGAGUGAUUUUGUUACUGGUUUAUAUGUUCUGUUCUUUUCUCUUUUGUUCUCUUUCUUUUCAUUCUUGUGUGGGAAGGCGGAGUAUUUGUAGAGGGGUUUCAGCACUUGUACUUGCAGUUGCCCACGUCUUUCAAUAUCAAUCAUGUAAUGGCUGGGGCUAGGUCAUUUUUGCCCUUUCAGUUGUCCUCUUUAGUAUAGCUGCCCUUCAAGUGCAGAAGGCGAAGAACUUAUACAUAGAGGAAGAGAGGAACAUGAAUAAGUAGAUACUGUUUGAUA